AUGACCGGCGGUGUCAAGGUCUCCUCCAGCCCUGGAAGGGAGAAGCUGCCCCCACCGAUCGGCCUCGCGCGCCUGCUGUACGGCAAGGCCAUCGGAAGCCGUAGCCGCGGACGCUCCGCCUCCGCCGCGCGGUCCAGCCCCAUGUUCGUGUCGCAGAGUCGGAGCCGUGGCCGUUCCGCCACGGCGGCGGUGGAAGUGGCCGCCGCCGCCGCCGAGGAGGGCGAGCCUUCGUCGCCCAAGGUCACGUGCAUCGGUCAAGUCCGGAUGCGUAACAAAAACAGGACACCGUGGGGGAAACAUAGGAAGGCGCCUUCGGCCAAGAAGCAGAGGAGUCACUCCUGCCUCGUGUCCUGCCACUGCUUUCACAAGGCUUUCCUCUGUGUCGUGUUUAAGACGCCCCCUGGCGGCGGCGGUGGCCGACACCGUCUCUGGUUAUGGAGGCGGAGAUGGAGCUGCAUCCAAUCCGGCCGGAGCGAGGAGUAUAAAGAGAGGAAGAAGCUGGAUCCGGUUAAGUCGCCACAGCUACCGGAGUUUAUCACGUGCGCUACGAAGGAAGCGGAUAAAAAAUACGACGACGGCGAAGGGGGAAAUGGGGAGGCGGUGGUCGUGCGCGAGGAGCCACCGGUGCCUUUGUCAUCGGAGACGACAUCGUCUUCUCCGCCGAAGAACGCUCUCCUCCUGAUGCGCUGCCGGUCAGCGCCGCACAACCGGGCGUCCUCGCUCGCCACCGGCCGGUUCGCGUUACCUCCAGACGAGGAGCUCGUGCAGCAGUCCGCUGCCGGAGAAGAAACAACACAGGAGGCGGCGGCGGAAGCGCAAGCGGAAGAGGAACAUCAAGUAGAGGACGACGAGGCAAAAGGGUCAGAAUCUCAGCGGCUGUUAGUGCUGCCGCGGAGCAAGUCAGAGCCGGCGUGGCGGGCGGCGGCGAAGCUGGCUGUCCCGGAGGCCGCCUCCUGCUUCUGGCCCGCCCAGGUCAACGACAAUCGGCUUCACUACUCGAGCCCCACCCACGUCCCCUCCCCACCACAGUGA
Zingiber officinale is the source of this 1032-nucleotide messenger RNA. RefSeq lists its product as uncharacterized. Bases 1 to 1032 code for a protein of 343 amino acids. The transcript has a single exon. Lineage: Eukaryota; Viridiplantae; Streptophyta; Magnoliopsida; Zingiberales; Zingiberaceae. The record is from RefSeq and is a predicted model, not a curated record.